AGAAGUCAAGAAAAAAUGUCGACGUUCAAGUUAUUGGUUGUUGUUGUGACGAUUCUGACAGUAGCCAAGUUCAAUCGUGGCCAAGAUUUAGUCGAUCAUUUGCAAAAUCUGGAAACACUGUGGAAGAUUCCUUUAACUAAAUGUUGUGUUAGUGAUUCCGAAUUUUAUUCACUUGGUUUCGACUCGUGCAACAACAAUGAAGAAACGCCUUUCAUAUGGCCACCACCAGUAUAUUCGAUCAAGACAAAUCAAUCGGCUGUUUCAAGUUCUGUACGUUUUUCAUUGACCUACAACAUGUCAACUUGCAUGCCAGGAUACGACAGUAAAAGUGUCACAAAUUUUCGGUUAUACACGGACGGCACGGUGCAAGUAGGAGACGCACGACUCGAGCCAGGUCAAUUUUGUCUCAAUCAAAUCGCUUCAGGAGAACCGCCAACAGAUGAAUCUGAAUUCGCCAUUCGUUACUGCAUCCCGGACCCGUGUAAUCAAACGAAUUGCGUUCACAAAUGUUGCCCAAUGGGGAUGGCACUCAACAUCACGACACAAUUAUGUCAGUCGUACAGCGAACGUUUUGAUCUUGUUUUCCAUAAUGCGUCGGGUCAAGUAAUCUCACCGGAUCCUGGAUCGUACAUCAUCCGAGACGGAGAUGCACCGCAAUGUCCGUUUGGCAUGUUCCCACUUAUGCCAGAAAUGAAUCCAGAAGAUACGUUCUACAUUCUACCUGAUGGACAACUAUAUCUGCCGAGUUAUCCGGAAAAUGACAGAUAUUCCAAAGACUAUUGCGUCGAUGAUUUUUUCGCAGAGGAAGGCCACAUUGUUCGACAAGCGUUGAUGUGCUUCCCACCGCAACCGGAAGAAUCGGCAGAUAACCAAUUGGUCUUCAAAGUGUUCCCUUACUUGCUGUUGGUGUCGUCCCUUUUCCUUGUCGCCACGUUCGUCGUCUACGCCAUCAUUCCCGAAAUACGCAACAUUCACGGUGUAACGAUUAUGUGUCAUGUUGCAUCUCUGGCCGUUAUGUACAUUGGCUUAUGCGUCAUCCAGCUGGGCUCUGAAAUGCCGGAUGGGGCCUGUGUUGGAUUAGCGGUUGUUGUGCACUUUGCCUUUUUGUCGACAUUUACCUGGCUGAACGUCAUGAGUUUCGACAUUUGGUGGACUUUUAGUCCGUUGAAUACGUCAACCAACGCCAAAGCGGCAGCUGUCACUUUCUGGAUGCAAAUGCUCGCCAAUAAAACGACGAGCUCCUCUUCCACCAUGACUCAGCCUCGCGAUCGAUUACCAACCGAUGAUGAUUAUAUGACGGAGCACUCUGAUGAGUCGGGCUUAAUUCCGAUCUGUGAUUUGCGACCUCGCAAUUCGAGACACGGACGCCAGCAUCUAGGUCGCCGAAUCAUAUUCUAUUCCAUCUACGCUUGGGGUGUUCCAUUUAUUAUCGUCUUGGUUGGCCAAGUCCUGGACCAUGUGAAAAAUUUACCGCAACAUAUUGUUACUCCCGGAUUCGGUGAAGUCAAAUGCUGGUUUUUUGAGAAAGAAGCUUUCUUGAUUUAUCUGUAUGGUCCCAUUGCGAUUUUGAUUCUAAGCAACAUCGUCUUUUUCGUCAUGACGGCUAUUCUCCUUUAUCGGGCAAGCGUAGAUGCUGCAUUUGCUGUCAACAGUGCCCAUGCCAAGCAAAAGUUCCGCGUGAUUUUCAGUCUCUUUAUUCUAAUGGGUGUCUCUUGGAUGAUGGAAGUGAUCUCAUUUGCAGUUGGUGGCUCGGCAUACAUUUGGAUUCCAACCGACAUUCUUAACAUCCUGACGGGCGUUUUCAUCUUCGUCAUCUUCGUCUGCAAGCCAAAUGUCUGGAAGCUACUGAAACUCAAAUGCCCAUGUCUGAAGCGAUUGGACCGCUGCUGUCCAUCGUACAUGACCCGUUCAAACACACGACAGGGCACCACAACCCGCAGUACCAUGAAAGAAGUUUCGCAGACAAAGUCGUUGAACAACCUUGGUCUUCGCCAGGUAGACGAUUCCAAGAAGAAGAUUGUAAUGGACGCACCUACUCAAUCGACACAACUUCGUGACUCCACUCAAGUCGAUUCUGGUGAUGAAAUGAUGGUUGACCACGAGUCCAUAAGAAUGGCUUGAAACUGAAGCAAGCUAUUAUCAACCUAUAACGCAACAAAGGCUAGAGAAGUAGAAUUACUCAUGUCUAGAAACGAAGUUGUUCAAAGCACAAUGCACCUGUCUGUUGCCAAAAAAAAAAAAAGAAAAAGAAAAGAAAA
Messenger RNA from Daphnia carinata, 2258 nucleotides. Its product is annotated as G-protein coupled receptor Mth2-like. Gene Ontology annotation, biological process: G protein-coupled receptor signaling pathway; cell surface receptor signaling pathway. The record is from RefSeq and is a predicted model, not a curated record. Gene Ontology annotation, cellular component: membrane. NCBI's taxonomy places the organism in Eukaryota, Metazoa, Arthropoda, Branchiopoda, Diplostraca, Daphniidae. Gene Ontology annotation, molecular function: G protein-coupled receptor activity.